AUGGCGACAGUCAAGUGGGCUGAGAAUGUCGUGAUCAUUGGUGGGGCUGACAAGGAUGGUAAAGCAUUAAACAAUGUUAUAAUUUAUAACAUCAAGACUGGAAACAGUCAUAUGUUGCCUCCCAUGUUACACAGAAGGACAGGAUGUAUGGCAGUUGUUAUUGAGAAUACAAUUGUAGUGCUAGGAGGAAGUGAUGAGAGAAGGCGUAUUUUGAAAUCAGUUGAAGGUUUCAAUUUUGAGCGAUAUUCAUGGCAGGAACUUCCUGAAAUGAAGGAAACCAGAUACUGGGCUACAGCUGUCGUGAUCUAG
Messenger RNA from Paramuricea clavata, 309 nucleotides. Lineage: Eukaryota; Metazoa; Cnidaria; Anthozoa; Malacalcyonacea; Plexauridae. The record is from the annotation of a GenBank genome assembly.